This is a messenger RNA of Saccharomycodes ludwigii, 843 nucleotides long. It is a transcript of the gene ARV1, whose product is annotated as sterol homeostasis protein ARV1. The coding region runs from base 1 to 843 and encodes 280 amino acids. Gene Ontology annotation, cellular component: cortical endoplasmic reticulum; Golgi apparatus. The transcript has a single exon. Lineage: Eukaryota; Fungi; Ascomycota; Saccharomycetes; Saccharomycodales; Saccharomycodaceae. The record is from RefSeq and is a predicted model, not a curated record. Gene Ontology annotation, biological process: sterol metabolic process; intracellular sterol transport; sphingolipid metabolic process.
AUGAUAUGUAUUAACUGUUGCAAACCAGUGGAGUCAUUAUACACAAUAUAUUCCAAUAACCAUCUAAAAUUAACAGAUUGUCUGAAUUGUGAAGAAGUUGUAGACAAGUAUGUGGAAUAUGAUGAUCUUUUAUUGUUUUUAAAUCUAUUACUCUUGAAACCCGGUGCUUAUAGGCAUAUGGUUUUCAAUUCGUUUGAAAAUAGAUUGGAUAAUUUUGAAAAUAUUGAACAUGAGAGGAAGCUAAAUAACACCUAUAUGUUAUCGAGAUCCCGUUCCUGGUUUUUGAGAGUAAAAAAUGAUAAAGUUAAAAGAAUUUGGGUCAUUAUGGUUGCAUUUGAAGUAUACUUAACCUGGGCAUCAGAAGAAAAACUGUUUAAAACUAGAAAAAUUCAUAGCAAGCUUAUUAAUAAUAUUUUCCAAAAAGAUGCUGUUCAUCAAUACUUAUAUUUUUCACUAUAUUGUUUAAUAGAUAUUUUUCUUUUAAUUAAACUUUCCCAAAUUAUGUUUAAAAAUUUAAUUAAGUUCCCCACAAAGCAUCCACAAAAAAUCAUAUCAUACACAAUACUAUUAUCAUAUGGUGCAAAAGUCUUUCCGAUUUUAAUGCUGGUAUGGCCGUAUGAUUCGUUAAUUUCUCCAACAAUUAUUAAAUGUGUGGCUAAUUUAUACAUUAUCGAAGCAUUAAGAAUCAUUACUGAUCGUUCCUAUCCAAGAGUUCUAUUAAUUUUCAGUUUACUUGCUAUAUUACGGUAUAUAAUGGUAAAUUCUAUUCUAUCUUUCAUUGUGUUGGGGAAACAUUGGAAUGGGUUACAGAACUCAUUUUAUCAAUUUUUUACAAACUUUUAA